Molecule: messenger RNA, 1257 nt
Organism: Brienomyrus brachyistius
Lineage: Eukaryota; Metazoa; Chordata; Actinopteri; Osteoglossiformes; Mormyridae
Gene: eci1
Product: enoyl-CoA delta isomerase 1
Exons: 7
Coding region: 82-996 (304 amino acids)
Biological process (GO): fatty acid beta-oxidation
Cellular component (GO): mitochondrion
Molecular function (GO): enoyl-CoA hydratase activity
Source: RefSeq, a predicted model, not a curated record
GCCGGAGAAAGCUACUUCCAAUCAGAUCUGAGAAAAGUGUGGCCGAACACGCCCCCUUGUUGCUGCUGGAAUUGAGAAGAAAUGGCAUCUGCGUUGAGGCGGUUGGCGAAGUGCAGUGAUUCUGCGAGGUUGUUGUCCUUCGCCGGGUGCAGCCGCGGUAGGAGAGGUCAUUUUGCUCGGCCAUGCACGGUGACAGCUCAGAGGAACUUCUCAUCGGCAUCCGCAAUGACUGUGGACUUGGACGGCAGCACAGGUAUUGCGGUGAUGAAGCUCCACAGCCCCCCUGUUAACACCCUCAGUCUGGACUUCCUCACGGAGAUCGCGAUCAGCCUGGAGAAACUCGAAAUGAACAAGGGUUGCAGGGGAGUUGUUGUGACCUCUGCAUUGCCGAAGAUCUUUUCAGCGGGCUUGGACAUCUUGGAGUUGUACGGAAGAAGCCCGGAGCGCUGUGGCGAGUUCUGGAGAGCCGUGCAGGAGAUGUGGCUGAAGUUCUACAGCUCCAGGCUGGUCACCAUCGCCGCCAUUAAUGGUUCCAGCCCUGCAGGGGGCUGCCUUCUGUCCAUGACAUGUGACUACAGGAUUAUGGCCGACAACCCACGCUACGGCAUCGGACUGAAUGAGACCCAGCUGGGCAUCGUGGCACCUUUCUGGUUUAAGGACACCAUGGUGAACACAGUGGGCCACAGGACGGCAGAGAUCGCCCUGCAGCUGGGGCUGCUCUACUCCCCCCAGGACGCCCUGAAGAUCGGCAUGGUGGACGAGCUGGUGCCCGAGGAGAAGCUCGUGAGCACGGCCACUGAGGCCAUGGCAAGGUGGUUUGCCAUCCCAGACCACGCCCGGCAAAUCACCAAGUCCGCGAUGAGGAAGCCCACCAUCGAUAAGUUGCUGUCCGCCAGGGAGACGGAUAUCGGCAACUUUGUGAGCUUCAUCACCAAGGACUCCAUCCAGAAGUCCCUCAAGGUGUAUUUGGAGAAUCUCAGAAAGAAAAAGGCAUAAGUGGUGGGGGGGGUCCCCUCCGACCCUGAAUUUGACAGCGAUACCCUGUGACUCGGAUCCCUUAUCAUUGGUGUGCGUAAGGAGUACUCUCAUCGCUAUCCUUAAUCGUUAGUAUUAGGAUAGUAUCUGAAUACUCCUCUAAUAGACUAACUAUAAGGUUCUGCUUUUUGUAGACAUAGAAAUGAAACAUAAAAUUAACAGUAAGCAAUGCACAUCUUUGAAAGCCAAGGAGGAAAAGCUGAAUAAACCCGCUCUCUUCUA